AUGGCCACCCUACGCAUACCCCAUGCCACUCGAAGGGCUGUUACAUCCAUUCAAUCCCUCCGUCUGCACCAAACAACUCCCCUCACAACAUCAACAUCCCGUCUAAACCCGCGCAUCCAACCACUCCGCCAACCACCAUCUCACCGCCGCCCCUACCACUCAACCCUCCACCCCCGCCUCCCAGACCACGAAUACACAAACAGCCAAAGCGCAAUCCUAACCGCCGCCCUCCCCCACAUCCCAGAACACGGCUUCAGCCUCGAAGCCCUAACCCUCGGCGCCCGCGACGCUGGUUUCCUCGACGUCUCGGUACAAUUGCUCCCGCGCGCAGAAUUCGACCUCAUCCUCUUUUGGCUGGCUUCUAGGCGCGGCAUUCUCCGCGCUAAGGUUGAAGAGGGUGCGCUUUUUACCCGCGUCGCGGCGGAGAAUGGUCGGGAUGUGGCGGGUUUGUCGGUUGAGGAGAAGUCGAGGAUUUUGGUCUUGGAGCGCUUGCGGAUGAAUGUUGGGAUUAAGGAUCAAUGGCAGGAUGCUCUGGCUCAAAUGUCCCUCCUCUCGAAUAUCCCCAUUUCCCUUACAGAACUCCACGCUCUCUCGAACGAUAUCCUCUCCCUGGCCGGUGAAUCCUCGGUUGAUGGGUCGUGGUAUACUCGGCGCAUGGCACUGUCGGCUAUUUACGCCAGCGCGGAAAUUGUCAUGACACGGGACCCAACGCCUGAUUUGACAGAAACGGCUGCGUUUGUGAGCCGCAGGUUUGAGGAUAGACUCGUUCUGAAGGAGAAGGUUGAGGGUGUGGGUCAAUGUGUCUCGUUCUGGGGAAAUACGGCUGUUGGUCUGGGGAGGAGCUGGGGAUUGAAGAUCUAG
Molecule: messenger RNA, 861 nt
Organism: Penicillium waksmanii
Lineage: Eukaryota; Fungi; Ascomycota; Eurotiomycetes; Eurotiales; Aspergillaceae
Exons: 2
Coding region: 1-861 (286 amino acids)
Biological process (GO): ubiquinone biosynthetic process
Cellular component (GO): mitochondrial inner membrane
Molecular function (GO): lipid binding
Source: RefSeq, a predicted model, not a curated record